Messenger RNA from Spinacia oleracea (spinach), 2150 nucleotides. RefSeq lists its product as uncharacterized. Lineage: Eukaryota; Viridiplantae; Streptophyta; Magnoliopsida; Caryophyllales; Amaranthaceae. The record is from RefSeq and is a predicted model, not a curated record. The transcript is spliced from 6 exons. The coding region runs from base 753 to 1715 and encodes 320 amino acids.
AGACCUAUCUUUUAUUCCCAAUUGCAAUUUCAUCCCAAAAAACCCUCGCACCUUAACUUUUCCCUCCACCGUCCUCUACCUUCCUCUCCACCCGCAGUUCUCUGUCGUUGAUUCGCGGCCUUCUUGAGUUCUCCACUGGUGUUUUUUCGACUUUCUCCAAUUCUCCAUUUUGAACUUCUAGAUAAAAAUCAGUUAUCUCUAGUUUUUUCUUCAAUGGGAAGAUGAAUGAGCUAAGGUGUUGAAGAGUUCGAUCUCUAGCAACUUUUUACCACACCGGUCAACAACUUGCAAACAUCAGUACUUGUUUGUGAAAUUCAGAAACCAAUGUGGAACAAAGAUACUAUGAAGGCGCGACUUGAUUUGAUUAAGAUGAAUGUUAGGGACGAAUUGCACCCUAUAUUGGAUGGAGAUAAAGUCCAUGUGCCUGUUGCGUGUUACACUUUAAGUUCAACUGCUAAGGCUGCCAUAUGUGAUAUGUUUUCUAAAUUGAAAUCCCCGGAUGGAUAUUUAUCAAACAUUUCUCGUUGUGUCAAAGAUAACGGGAAGAAGAUUUCAUGUAUGAAGAGCCAUGAUCAUCAUGUGUUUCUUGAGCAGUUGUUGCCACUUGCAGUUCGCGGUUUCUUGCCAAAACAUGUAUACCAGCCCCUAGUGGAAUUAAGUUCUUAUUUUAAGAACUUGUGCUCCAAAAGCAUUACUGUUGAGCAGCUAGAAAAUCUUGAAAAAAAAUCCCCUAUACGUUAUGCAAGCUGGAAAUGAUAUUUCCACCUGCUUUUUUCGAUGUCAUGGUGCAUUUGGUUAUACAUUUGGCAACAGAGGCCAAGAUUGCCGGGCCAGUUUGUUAUCGGUGGAUGUAUCCCGUAGAGAGGUAUCUACGAACAUUAAAAGCAUAUAUCCGUAAUAGAGCACAUCCCGAAGGUUCAAUUGCUGAAGGUUAUCUUGCAGAUGAGUGCUUAACAUUCUGCUCAAGAUACAUGAGUGACAUUGAUACUAAGUUCAAUCGCAAAGGAAGAAAUGAUGACGAGGAGGGGGAGGAUCAUGGUUUUUCGGAUUCAAAUCUUGAAAUUUUUAGACCACUUGGUCGUCCUAUUGGACAGGGUGCACCUGUACAUCUUAGUUUCGAGGAGUGUGAUCAAAUCCAUUCUUAUAUUCUCAAUAAUUGCGAUGAACUUGUUCAGUUUGCUAAAGAGCAUAAAUUGGAGUUAGAAAAAGAGUGUCCGAGAAAUAUAGAAAAAAGGCAUAAAGCAUUGUUUCCUAAAUGGGUACUUGAGCAUGUACGGGAACAACAUGAAAAGGGUUGCGUUGAUGAUGAUUUAUACAACUUGGUUUGUGGUCCUUCUAGAGUUGCAAGGCGUUAUGCUGGUUACAUUGUAAAUGGUUUUCGUUUUCACACCAAUGAUCGUUCUGAAAAUAGGAAAACACAAAAUUGUGGCAUUAUGGUUCGAGGUGACGACUCUUCUGACAAGGAAUAUUAUGGUGUUUUGGGAGAUAUAUUUGAAAUUCACUAUCCUGGAAGAAAUAGUGCAUAUGUUUUUAAAUGUAAUUGGUAUGAUGUAGGACAUCAUGGCAGGGGGUAUAAGGUAGAUGAAUAUGGAAUUACAAGUGUGAAUAAGAUGCGAUCUUUAAAGACCGAAGAAGUGUUUGUUCUAGAAUCACAAGUAGAGCAAGUGUUUUUUUGUAGACGAUCCAAGAGAAAAAGAUUGGCAAUUUGUUAUUAAGGCACAACCAAGAGAUCUAUAUGAUAUGCCGGAUGGUGCUGAUAAGGAACUUGCAGAUGUGGAUGUUGUGGAUGUGGAUAUGGAUGCAUAUCAACAGAUAGAGGUGGAGGACGAGCAUAAUAUAAAUUCUAAUCUAGAUGAUUUAUCAGUUGAUUCUUUAGCUACAGACAAGUUUGUGGUUGAGCGAGAAUCUAAGGUUGUUGAAAUGGUUAAGAAGUGGAUUGAAGAGCAUAAGACAGAUUUAGACUUCAUUGAUGAUGGUGAGAUCGAAGAGUUUGAGGAUUCUUGUGAAGAAGAAGAAGAGUUUGAUUCUGAAACAUGAAUGAUGAUUGUUUUUUUAUAUAUUCAUAAUGUGUUAUAUGUUGUUGUAAUCUCCUUUUAUGAAUAUUUAUAUUUCAAUUUAUAUGUUUAAUCAAAUAUCAUUACGUGGUGUCA